Alnus glutinosa is the source of this 543-nucleotide messenger RNA. RefSeq lists its product as uncharacterized. Lineage: Eukaryota; Viridiplantae; Streptophyta; Magnoliopsida; Fagales; Betulaceae. Gene Ontology annotation, molecular function: acyltransferase activity, transferring groups other than amino-acyl groups. The record is from RefSeq and is a predicted model, not a curated record.
AUUGGCAUGGCGAAGGAAAUGACGAUUGAUCUUUCAAAAAUCACACUCCGUCCAUAUAAAAUUUUCGAUGUUGAUGACUUCUUGAUGUACGGUGGCGACGACAAAGUGACACGGUUCACCCGGUGGAACACCUUCACCUCCAAGGGAUAAGCACUUUCCUAUAUCUGCAAGGACUACUGCAUUCCGCACCCUUAUUGUAGAUCCAUAUGCAUAGCUGACCGUUCGAUCGGAUUUAUUAUCAUCGUGCCAAAAUCCGGUGAUGACAGAUGUAGGACAGAUGUUGGGUACGCCUUAGCUGCCGAGUACUGGGGGCAAGGUAUAAUAGCUAGAGCAGUGAAGAUGGCCAUCGCCCAAGGGUUAAAAGAAUUCCCAGAUGUGGUCAGGUUUCAAGCUUUGGUUGAGUUGGAGAACAACGCCUCUCAAAAGGUCUUGGAGAAACUUGGGUUCCUCAAGGAAGGUGUCAUGAGGAAGUAUAGCCUAGACAAAGGUAAGAGCAGGGAUACGGUGAUGUACAGUCUUUUGUCUACUGAUCCUAUUCCUUGA